Messenger RNA from Eruca vesicaria subsp. sativa (arugula), 2712 nucleotides. The record is from the annotation of a GenBank genome assembly. Lineage: Eukaryota; Viridiplantae; Streptophyta; Magnoliopsida; Brassicales; Brassicaceae.
AUGGGUUUCACCACAACCCUCUUCAGAGAGCUUCGUGAUUUACCACUUGUGGAAGUCUCUUCGAUCUCCAUCAAUUUGUCUCUCUUCUUAGUGUCUAUCAUCCAUAUCUCCGCAAGACGCUUACUUCUCUGCCUCCGUCGUGGCCCUUUCUUCAAACAUGACUCUGUACGAAACUCUAGUUCCGUCAAUGUCGGAGACACCCGUGAGGUCGAAGUCACCACUGGCUACAAAUUCUCGGUUCUAUGCUGUUUCUUUGUCUUAAUCGUGCAAGUUUCAGUUUUGGUUUUAGAUGUUGUCGGAGUAACUAAGGAAAGAAACGAGAUUUGUGUUAUUUUCUCGCCGGUUACACAGAUUCUAGCUUGGUUAGUGUUAUGCGCAUCAGUUGUUCGAUGUAGUUACACCUCUGCGGAAAAGUUCCCUUUACUGUUAAGGCUAUGGUGGGUUGUGGGCUUCUUGAUCUGUUUAUGGGCUUUGUUCAUUGACUCCAGAGAGCUUGUUGUAAACGGCUCAAAUCAUUUGUCUUCUCACGUUGUUGGCAACUUUGUUUCAGCUCCGGCCCUGGCUUUCCUCUGCUUCCUUGCUCUGAGAGGUCAGUCAGGUCUUCGAGUUAUUACGGAUUCACAUCUUAUUGAGCCUUUACUUGUCGAACAAGAAGAAGAAAAAGCUGGGUGUCUUAAUGUUACUUCUUAUAGUGACGCCGGGUUGUUCAGCCUCGCUACGCUUUCGUGGCUGAAUCCUCUUCUCUCCCUUGGCGCCAAGAGGCCAUUGGAUCUCACGGACAUUCCUCUCCUCGCUCCCAAAGACCGGGCAAAGACCAACUACAAAAUCUUGAAGUUUAACUGGGAGAAGUUAAAGGCUGAGAAUCCCUCAAAACCACCUUCUCUUGCUUGGGCGGUGUUGAAGUCGCUUUGGAAAGAAGCUGCUUGUAAUGCAGUCUUUGCUGGCUUGAACACUCUUGUUUCUUACGUGGGUCCUUAUCUGGUGAAUGACUUUGUUAAUUAUCUGGGUGGGAAAGAGACUUAUCCUCAUGAGGGUUACAUCCUCGCUGGUAUCUUCUUUGCGGCCAAGCUCGCAGAGACUUUAACAACUCGGCAGUGGUAUCUUGGUGUGGAUAUCUUGGGGAUGCAUGUCAGAUCAGCUCUAACGGCUAUGGUGUACAGAAAAGGCCUAAAACUCUCGAGUAUAACUAAGCAGAAUCACACGAGCGGCGAAAUUGUGAACUACAUGGCCGUUGAUGUCCAGAGAGUAGGUGACUACUCUUGGUACCUUCAUGAUAUGUGGAUGCUUCCUCUACAGAUUGUACUUGCUCUCGGGAUCCUGUACAGGAGUGUGGGCAUGGCGGCUGUAGCCACGUUGGUGGCCACAGUUUUCUCUAUUCUUGCUACUAUCCCAUUGGCCAAAGUUCAAGAGGACUAUCAAGACAAACUGAUGUCUGCUAAAGAUGAGCGAAUGAGAAAGACUUCCGAGUGUUUGAGGAACAUGAGGAUUCUGAAGCUGCAGGCUUGGGAGGAUCGUUCGCCUAUAUUUGUAGCUGCAAUCACAUUUGCUACGGCUAUAGGCCUAGGAACUCAGCUCACUGCAGGAGGUGUUCUUUCGGCGCUUGCAACUUUCAGGAUUCUUCAGGAGCCGCUUAGGAAUUUUCCUGAUCUGGUGUCAAUGAUGGCUCAGACUAAAGUGUCUCUUGAUCGAAUAUCUGGAUUUCUGCUAGAGGAAGAGCUCCAGGGAGAUGCUACGAUAAUCCUUCCUCAAGGUGUGUCAGACACAUCUGUAGAGAUCAAAGACGGCUGUUUCUCUUGGGAUCCUUCGUGGUUAAGGCCAACUUUGUUUGAUAUUCAUCUAAAUGUUAAAAGAGGAAUGCGCGUAGCUGUCUGUGGAGUCGUUGGUUCCGGAAAAUCAAGUUUUCUUUCUUGUAUACUUGGUGAAAUCCCUAAAAUCUCUGGUGAAGUCAGAAUAUGCGGUAGUGCUGCUUAUGUUUCACAAUCCGCAUGGAUUCAGUCUGGGAAUAUAGAAGAAAAUAUUCUCUUUGGCAGUCCAAUGGAUAAGGCUAAGUACAAGAACGUUAUACACGCUUGUUCACUGAAACGGGACUUGGAGCUCUUCUCACAUGGCGAUCAAACCAUUAUCGGUGACAGAGGCAUAAACCUCAGCGGUGGUCAGAAGCAGAGAGUUCAGCUAGCAAGAGCGCUUUACCAGGAUGCUGAUGUAUAUCUGCUGGACGACCCUUUUAGCGCUGUUGAUGCGCACACUGGCUCCGAACUCUUCAAGGAAUACAUAUUGACAGCUCUGGCAGACAAGACUGUGAUAUUUGUCACUCAUCAAGUCGAGUUUCUUCCUACCACGGAUCUUAUAUUGGUCCUUAGGGAUGGCCAAAUUAUACAGUCAGGUAAGUAUGAGGAACUGCUACAAGCAGGAACGGAUUUCUUAUCUCUUGUGUCUGCUCAUCAUGAAGCUAUUGACGCAAUGGACAUUCCAAGCCAUUCAUCAGAGGAUUCGGACAGCCAUCAUGUGCUAGACCAGUCACUACCACACAAUCCAAAAUCCAACGCUUCCUCGAGCAACAUUGAGAUUCUGGCCAAGGAGGUCCAAGAAGGGCCAUCAGGGUCUAACCAGAAAGCCAUCAAAGAGAAAAAGAAAGCAAAACGGCUGAGGAAGAAACAACUGGUUCAGGAAGAGGAACGUGUCCGGGGACGAAUCAGUAUGAAGGUGUACUAG